CGCCCGGCGCGUCUGGGGCGGAGACUUGCACUCUCUCCCCGGCUCCUGUUCUGCGUUUACGGGGCUUAGGGGUGUGAGGAGUAGUUUGAGGCCGGAGAGGCGCUUGGCAGCACCCCUUCCUCUCUUUGCCAGCGGGCGGAGGCGCGUUGUUGCCGUUGCGGAGCCGUUUGGAAUUCGGCCUCCGACGCGGAUGGUUCUUGAGAACGCCAGAGUGGAAAUCCCCUUGUUUCCCUUCAGCAUUGUUCAGUUCUCUUUUGAGCCCUUUUCACCCAUCUUUACUGAGGAGAUGAACAAAAGGAUGAGGAUGAAAUGGACAGAGAUGUCAACAGUCUAUGCUGGGCCAUUUAGCAAAAAUUGCAACCUCAGGGCUCUGAAGAGGCUGUUUAAGAGCUUUGGCCCAAUCCGGUCAAUGACUCUUGUUCUUGAAACCCACCAGCCUCAUCUCUGUAUACAGUAUGAAGUCCUGAAAGCUGCCCAGCUGGCCUUAGAAUCCUUGGAUGGCAUUCUGGUAGAAAGUACCUCUAUCAAGCACUCAUGGUUCACUCUCUGGCCUAGGACUGAUGGGAAUAAAAGAUGAAGAGGAAAGCACCACUGGGAGCUUGUGUUCGUGAAUCUGUGCUCCACUUCCCAUGUGCCAUUUCUUAUCCCUCGUGGGCAAUGGCAGUGAGUAUGGUCAGGCUGUGGCCUCUCCAGAGGCUGCCAGGCCUCUCCAACCAGAAGACAGCUUUUGUGGGAACUUGGUGCACCAGCUAAGGAGUUUAGUUCAUUUAUAUGGCAUGUGUGAAUUUUUAAUAAAUGCCUAAAAUUCAA
Messenger RNA from Lemur catta (Ring-tailed lemur), 810 nucleotides. It is a transcript of the gene REXO5, whose product is annotated as RNA exonuclease 5. Bases 191 to 577 code for a protein of 128 amino acids. NCBI's taxonomy places the organism in Eukaryota, Metazoa, Chordata, Mammalia, Primates, Lemuridae. The transcript has 5 exons. Gene Ontology annotation, molecular function: RNA binding. The record is from RefSeq and is a predicted model, not a curated record.